Gossypium arboreum is the source of this 1151-nucleotide messenger RNA. RefSeq lists its product as uncharacterized. The record is from RefSeq and is a predicted model, not a curated record. NCBI's taxonomy places the organism in Eukaryota, Viridiplantae, Streptophyta, Magnoliopsida, Malvales, Malvaceae. The transcript has 2 exons. The coding region runs from base 228 to 710 and encodes 160 amino acids.
AACGGCGUAUAUAGGAAGCCUUCAGACGACGCCGUUGAGUUGGUCUAGUUGCACCAAGUUUAUACGACGACGUUGUCCUGACCCAAGUGGGGGCUAACAGCUCGUACAGAGCUUCAGGUUCAACAUCAAAAGAUUCAAAAGACGCUCGAACUUUUCAAAUUUCAAAUCCCUAAUGUUCCCAAAAGAAGAAGGGGUCUCUGCAAAUAAAAUCUAAUCUUCUCUGCUAGAUGGCUCUGAACAACAAGCUCAAAACCCUAGAGACCCGCAUUGGCAAUGGACGGGCCGAAUCGGAACCCGACUCCGAAGAGGACUUGGAGGAGCUGCAAUCAGAUGUGAAGGAAAUGGCAGAGAAGAUUCUAGAAUAUAGAGCUACUAUUCCAGAUCAGCUUAAGACGACUCUCGAUUCAAUUCUUUCCACUCAAAGACCCGAUUUGCCCGGCAUUGAUGAUGGGUCGGAUCCUGGACCUUCUGCACAAAAUAAUGCAGAUUCAAAAGAGAUGAAAUCAGAUGACGAACAAAGGGCGGAAGAGAAGAUACGAUCACUUAAAGGCAAAAUUUCGAGUAACAUUUCAGCAAUACCGGUUGUUUUGAAACGGAUGAAAGUUUGCAUUUCCAGGAUUGAGAAGCUAGAGUCUUGCAAUGGCAUUAUACACCCUGCUUUGAAAAAGAGAAAAUUAGUUGAUCCAAUGAAGCUUUAUUUUCAUAAUUGACGAAAUCUAGAUUUCGAAAUGAAAGGCUUACUCUACUCGUGUGUUUUUUUUUUUUUUCUCCUUCCACCAUUGCAGGUAUGGUUAUGGUGUAAUUACUUGAAGAUAUUGAUUUCAAUGUCUGUACCGCAAGGGAGCUUUCUGUAAUGAAGUGCAUUCUUUUUUUAUUUAGUAGUAUUUUUGUUUCUCAAUUCUACUAGGGGCUUUGAUUGUCUUCUUAAAAUGUAAGAGCUGUUUUCGAUGUAAUUAUUUGUUAAGAUUAGCCUUUUUAGUAAGGUAAUCUACAUUUUUGGUACUAGUUUUAGAGUUUGAUAUCUUUUCAAGAUUGCAACUUUAAACACUUUAUUGUUGAGCUCUAAUAGUAUUAAUUAGGGAUAAAUCACUAUUUUGAAGCAUGAACAUUUUGGUUUGAAUUAAGUAAUUAUUUUUAUAUUGGGGUUUGAA